This is a messenger RNA of Fraxinus pennsylvanica, 1374 nucleotides long. The record is from the annotation of a GenBank genome assembly. Lineage: Eukaryota; Viridiplantae; Streptophyta; Magnoliopsida; Lamiales; Oleaceae.
AUGGAAGGAGCUUCCAUUCUAAGGCAAUUCAUCGGACAAUUACAAGAGCUUCUGGAACUCUAUGGUUCUCCUCCUUCGGUUCCUUCUAAUUAUUUACUUCAGUUUCAACCUCAGCACAAUCUCAGAUGGUGUUUUCUCGAUCUUGAAAAUAGCUCUGUUGAAGGUGGUUGCUAUAAUCUCAUAAUGACUGCUGGUAAGUCUGAAAAUCUCAAAAUGUUGGAACCAGGCAAACCUCCACCCAGAAAGAAAGCUCGUAAGGAGAGUAAUAAGGUAAAGGCGACUGCAACUACAAGCUCAACCGAAACUAUGGAACAGCUAAUCUGGAAAGAAUUUCCUGAAGACCUUUUCGAAUCCGUGAUAGCAAGAGUUCCAGUGGCCACUUUUUUCCGCUUUCGUUCUGUUUGCCGAAAGUGGAAUUCUUUGCCAACUUCCCAAAGUUUCUCCCAACAAUGUGCUCAAGUGAAUCAAACCCAAACUUGGUUUUAUACUAUCACUCAUGAACUUAUUAAUACUGGAGCCAUGUAUGAUCCAUCACUGAAAAAAUGGCACCACCUGGCUAUUCCUGCCUUGCCAACAAAAUCGAUUGUUUUGCCGGUGGCAUCAGCAGGGGGUCUCGUCUGUUUUCUUGACAUUGGACAUAGAAGCUUCUAUGUGUGCAACCCUCUUACGAGGUCCUUCAAAGAGUUACCGGCUCGGUCAGUUAAGGUGUGGUUCCGUGUGGCAGUUGGGAUGACUCUAAAUGGAAAAUCUACCAACGAGGGAUAUAAGAUCAUUUGGGUCGGUUGUGAUGGGGAGUAUGAAGUCUACGACUCCACAAAGAACACCUGGACCCAUCCAGGUAACAUGCCCCCGAAUAUCAAGCUCCCACUGGCACUCAACUUCAGGUCUCAGGCAGUAUCUAUUAACAGAACUCUUUACUUCUUGCGUUCACUCCCUGAUGGGAUCGUGUCCUAUAACAUGGUCACGGGGGUUUGGAAACAGUUCAUAAUCCCGCCCCCACCACAUUUGAGUGAUCAUGCAUUAGCAGAAUAUGGAGGAAAGAUCAUGCUCGUGGGGCUGCUGACAAAGAAUGCUGCCACGUGCGUCUGCAUGUGGGAGCUGCAAAAGAUGACGCUUUUGUGGAAGGAGGUUGACAGAAUGCCAAAUUUGUGGUGCUUGGAGUUUUACGGAAAGCAGGUUCAUAUGACUUGCUUAGGUAAUAAGGGUUUACUAAUGCUAUCCCUGAGAUCACGACAGGUAAAUCGGUUGGUGACUUACGAUUUAUCAAGUCGGGAAUGGAUUAAGGUACCCGGUUGCGUGCUGCCACGUAGAAUAAAGAGGCAAUGGAUUGCAUGUGGCACUGCUUUUCACCCUUGCUUGACUGCUGUAGCUUGA